CAGUACUUAUUCGUCAAGGCACAAUCCAACAUGGCGGACGAACCAGCCUGCGAAUAGUAUGUCACUUCUUGGACUUGUUCCGGAUUAUGGCAGCGAUUCCAGCAGUUCCUCUGAAUCUGAUGAGGAAGAAAGUAAAGUAAGCGAAUCUGGUAGAAGUAUCAAUGAACAAAAUUCCGGCAACAAGGAAGGAAAAGCUCAAAUACCACUUCCAUUGCCAUCGUUCGAUGUUAGUACACAUAUUUGUUCCUCUAGAUCGCUAUCUGCGUCUAAGGAACUCAACCAGCGAGCUUACCAAACAUCUUCAGUAUUCUUUAACCCUUUCCUUGCUGAAGAGAAAAAGAGACUCUCAGUUUUGGAGAAACAUGUACAACUUUCGGAAGGAAAAUCUGAAAAAGACGAACAGAAAUCGAAAAAGAUUUGUUUUAAGUUUCAGAAGGGACGUUGCCGAAUGGGAGACCGUUGUAAGUUUUCUCAUGGCAUCGGUUCAGGAUCACUUAAUCCUGAAACUGAACAACCCAGAGAGCCGAGUUUAGCUGCAACUAUUUCAACCACAGAAACACGAUACGAACCAGACGAAGACGAAGAAAGAUGGGAACCUACGAAGAAGAAACGAAAAUCUGGAGUAACCGACUCACUUAUUCCACCGAAGCGAGCUUUAGCAUCCUUCGAGAAACAAAAGCGUGAUGACAAACCAUGGACACCAUCAUUGUAGUACUGUAUAUGCUGCUAAGGUUGUGCGGUGUAAGAAUCGUUUGGGCUGUAGCUAAAACAGUUUUCACAAUAAAUUAGAUGUAACA
This is a messenger RNA of Stylophora pistillata, 797 nucleotides long. RefSeq lists its product as uncharacterized. NCBI's taxonomy places the organism in Eukaryota, Metazoa, Cnidaria, Anthozoa, Scleractinia, Pocilloporidae. The record is from RefSeq and is a predicted model, not a curated record. Gene Ontology annotation, molecular function: metal ion binding.